AUGUCAGAAGCCUGGGUCACUCUUGCUACAAACGAUUCAUAUGCUCAAGGAGCUUUGGUCCUUGUGCAUUCAUUGAGAACUGUUGGAACUAACCGAAAAAUCCAUUGUUUGAUCAGUAACGAGGUUAGUUUUUUUUGUUGAAAAAUUGGUCUUGUUUAUCAAGUGCAUCGUGAUCAUGAUUAGAAAACGAGAGAAAUGAGAAAUAAUAAAAAAAAUGUUGUAUAAUAAAUAAUGAGCUACUUUUUUGCAACGAGAAUCUCAAAUUUCGAAAGGAAAACUGAGAAAUAUAGAGGAAAGUUUUGAGGAUUUUUGAGAAGCAAAAAAUCAAAAGUAGUUUUUCUAGAAAAAAAAGUUCCAGGACAAUUUUUUCUGAAAACACAUUUGGUAAUAGAAAGCAAAUUACGGGUUUGCUAGAAAGAAUAAAAAGCUAGAUUUUGAGAGCUUUUUGUUAGUUUAUUGAAAACUCAACGUUUUUGGGGUGGUUCUCGAUGUUUUGAUAUAAAAUUAUUCCGUAUUUCAUUUUGUUCAAAAUUCACAAGUUUCUCAAUUCCCAGGUGAUUCUUUUUGCAACUCUCAAAAUGUUUUCUAUCCUUAUUUGGACAUUUGAACUUCAACUUUAAAACGACAAAGAAAUCAAAAAAACAAAAAAUAUCUAAUCAAUGAUCAAAGAUACAUUUAUUUUUAGAUACUAGGUCACUCCACAAAAAAAAUGACGACAUUUCAAAAACAACAUCAUUUUUCAGGUCUCCGACCCAAUUCGUAAACAACUCGAAGAUCAUUUCGACGACAUUUCAGUUGUCGAUGUUUUCAACAGUCAUGAUCAAGAAAAUCUUGGACUUAUUGGUCGACCAGAUUUGGGUAUCACUUUCACCAAGCUUCAUUGCUGGAGAUUAACACAAUAUACAAAAUGUGUAUUUUUGGAUGCUGAUACUUUGGUAAUUAGAAAUUCGGAUGAACUUUUUGCUCGACCUGAUUUCUCAGCUGCUGCUGAUAUUGGAUGGCCAGAUGCGUUCAACAGCGGAGUUUUUGUCUUCAUUCCAAACACACAAACCUACAGUAAGAUUUUUUAGAGGCAGGGGGAAGGUGGGAAAUUUAAUUUUCACAGUUCGGAAUGAAAAAUUAAUGUUAGACAUAAAUUGAAAAAAAAAAUCACGUGUACUGCAAAACCAGAAAAUUCUAGUACCGUUAUAAAUUUUCAAUGUUAAUUUUCUUUUUUCAGGAGAACUUGUUCAAUUCGCCUUGAAUCACGGAAGUUACGACGGUGGAGAUCAAGGACUUUUGAACGACUUUUUCAGCAACUGGAGAGAUCUUCCAAGUGAGCAUAGACUUCCAUUUAUCUACAAUAUGACAGCUGGAGCUUUCUACACCUAUGCAGCUGCCUACAAAAGGUAAGAUUUUGGGGUUGAUCUUUUUUUAAGAGAUGGGGUUUUUGAUAAAAACUAAAAUCUUGGAGCAUUACUGCUCAUCUAGAUUUCAAGUCUACAAAAUUUUUCAUCCUAAAUGAUAUUAGAGAGAACUCUGUAGUUUCUCCAAUAGAUUCUCAUUUUUACAGAUAUGGUAACAACACAAAAAUUGUUCAUUUCAUCGGAAGUGUCAAACCGUGGCAUGGAAGUGCAGCUGUUCAUACCGGUGAACAUUAUCAACACUGGAAAAAUAUCUAUCACGCACAUGUUACUCACACAGUAAGUUGUUUAAAAACCCUAACCUGAUUAAUGAAUAUUGCAUGGUGUUAUUGUGUUUUUGUUAGCCCAGUGAGAAAAAUGAGCAAUCUAUUGUUCUGCCAUCUCGACAUCAUCAGCAAAUAAAAGAGGAGAGAAAUGAAGGUAUUAGACGAAAUGAUUCACUUUUUGGUAGUUUUGUGGAGCAUGUGAAACAUCUGAUAGUGCCUACAUCUGAAGAGCCAAGUAGUUCGAAACAGCAGAAACAAGAAGAAGUUCACGAUAUUGUUGGUAGUGGUGAUUGUUUUAGUGGUGUGCACCAUCUUCAAAACGAAACGGAGCCCGAAGUUGAGCAUGGUAGUGUGCAUGAAAUUGAGCUUGAUUCAACAGAUAAAGAAGUUGAAGAUAUUGUGAGUAUUUUUACAGCAUGUCUAACACAUUUGCAGUUUAUUUUUUCCAGACUAAACACUCUUAUUGCCCAUGGUUUGUAUCGCAAGAAAACAUCAGUGUGACAGUAACCCAGAAGGUAUUCAGAAUUUUGAUUUCAUUAGAGAAAAUACUUUUUUGAAACCUGCUGAAAAAAAGCUUUCAAAAAACACCGUUCUGAAAAAAAAACAAAAAAUUUGCAUCAGCCCGAUGCGGGGCUCGAACCCGCGACAGCCAGAUUAAGAGUCUGGUGCUCUACCGACUGAGCUAACCGGGCGCUGUUUCUCUCGCUGUUGAAAUGUAUUGACAAUGUUCUCACAGCUGCCUCGCUUUCUCUUUCUUUCUUUCAUUUUUUCCCCACUAUCUUUUUUUUGUUGGUCUUUUGCAGAAAGACAGUAAAAUAACAUCUGCUUGGGGAAUGAAGGUGGUUUUUUUUCAUUUCGAAAAAGUGUCAGUUUUUUUCGACAAUGUGAAUGAACGUUUCAAUGAGGUGUAAUAAUUUUUGGAAAAAGAGGAAAUGUUCAGAGAUGAAAAUGUGAAUGAUGGAUUAUUUUUAGAGGGGUCGGAAUUGUUUUGGAAGUUAAGAGAGACUGUGUGUGAUUUAGUACGGUUAGAUAAUUUUAGGAAUUCACUAGAACUUUCUCAAAAUAUUUUUAUAUAUUCAGGGCUUUCAAAUUUGAACUGAAAAGCUAAAAUUUAAAUUCAAUACAUCAAUCUUCAUAUUUUCGAAACAUACCCAUUAAAACUUGUCUAAUGAACUCAUUAUUGAAACAAAUAAAUAUAAUUCUUGCGUGGUUUUUCUAACUCUGUUUGAUUUAUUAUUUAAUGACCAAAAAACUUAUUUUGAGAGAACUUUAGAGAUUUUCAAUUAAUAUAUGAAAGGAUCUUAUCAGAAAAUUUAUCCUGAAAGUUUUCCUGGUUGUGAAUUACACUUCAUACCUCGAUUGUUUCCAGACUCCAUCUCCAUCAACCGAAGAACGCCGUGAAGCUUGGGAAGCCGGACAGCCAGACUAUUUGGGUCGUGAUGCAUUCAUCCAUAUUCAAGAAGCAUUGAACAAAGCGCUCAACGAAUAA
Molecule: messenger RNA, 3158 nt
Organism: Caenorhabditis angaria
Lineage: Eukaryota; Metazoa; Nematoda; Chromadorea; Rhabditida; Rhabditidae
Source: the annotation of a GenBank genome assembly